AAUUAAUUUAUUUUUCUCUUUUUUACGUCACUUGUUGAAUUUUUGCGAUUUUUAUUUAUUUCUACAUUUUCAAUUGCAAUCUCUUUGGAUCAGAUUGCGAAAUUCUCUGCUACUAAUAAGCCGCUACGAUUACCUAUCCGAUUGCCGAAACAACGUUCUAUUUGAAAAUUAAUGUCAGCCAAUUCUACAUUGAGUCAUGUCGGGAUUGAUUCUGAUAAUGAAUCUGUUUACGAUCUGAUGUCUUCGUUGGAGCAUCGGAAGAAAGUCGAUGAUGAAUUUCAAUUAGUAUUUCAAAAAGCGCAGGAAGCUAUUAAUAAAGGAAUUCAACCAAGUUUGAUCCCCGAAGGCAGUUCUGGAUCUUAUUUUGUCUAUGGAUUGGAAGGAGAAAUUGUUGGAGUUUUCAAACCAAAAGACGAAGAGCCAUUCGCUUCUCUCAACCCAAAAUGGCCAAAGUUUUUUCAAAGAAUGCUCUGCUUUUGCUGCUUCGGACGUGCAUGCCUUAUCCCUAACACCGGAUACCUUUCUGAAGCCGCCGCUAGUAUUGUGAGCGAGAUGCUUCAGCUGGAUGUUGUUCCAACAACUCGAAUUGUGAAGCUCGCGUCUCCAUCAUUUUUCUAUUCUCGUUUCUUUGGUCAUUAUGAUGUUCGUCCGAAAGAGGGAAGUUUCCAACUUUAUGUCAAUGGCUAUGAGAGUGGAAAUACUGUUUUUGCUCGUUGGAAUUAUGACAAAAACUUGUUGAGUGAUGAGGAAGGAGCUAAGUUCCAACUUCUCUUCCAGAAAAUGUGCAUCGUCGACUACGUCAUCAGAAACACCGAUCGCCACAUGGAUAAUCUCCUAGUCAGACACGUUCCAGGAGAGGAGAUCAAUUUGGCUGCUAUCGACAAUGGAUUGGCAUUUCCAGUUAGACAUCCGGAAUGCACUUCAAGAUUCCGCUCAUUCCCGUUUCGUUGGUCCAAUCUUCCAUGGGCUCAAGGCGAGUUCGAUCCGGUUCUCCGUCGUCACGUGCUUUCACUGCUCACUCCGCAGUUUGUUCAUAGACUGUGCGUUGAUUUGAAGAAACUUUUCCGUCACGGAAUCGCUAGCUCCAACUACAUGCUUGUGAACAGCCAACUUCGUGUCGUUCGUGGACAAAUUUGGAAUCUCCGUCAGGCUAUUCUCGCAAACGAAUCGCCUGGUGAGAUGGCUUGUCGUGAUCCGAUUAUUGUCAGCCGAAGUUCAGACAUCGUAAUGAGCAACCCACCACCGCCUCGUGGGAUGAUUGGUUUAUUGUCAAGUCACCUAGCUACUCCAAACAACAACUCUUCUGAUGUUACCAUGAAAACCGCCAUUGAACACGAAAAAGAAAAUAGCACGGUUCCAGAAAAUCUUAUAACAUUGUAGUGAAGAUGUGUUCAAUAAAAACAUUAUUUUUAUU
Molecule: messenger RNA, 1414 nt
Organism: Caenorhabditis elegans
Lineage: Eukaryota; Metazoa; Nematoda; Chromadorea; Rhabditida; Rhabditidae
Gene: C56A3.8
Product: Phosphatidylinositol 4-kinase type 2
Exons: 7
Coding region: 172-1380 (402 amino acids)
Biological process (GO): phosphatidylinositol phosphate biosynthetic process
Cellular component (GO): plasma membrane; membrane
Molecular function (GO): 1-phosphatidylinositol 4-kinase activity; transferase activity; kinase activity
Source: RefSeq, marked reviewed